This is a messenger RNA of Candidozyma auris, 1689 nucleotides long. RefSeq names its product indolepyruvate decarboxylase 1 (gene PDC11). Gene Ontology annotation, molecular function: magnesium ion binding; carboxy-lyase activity; thiamine pyrophosphate binding. NCBI's taxonomy places the organism in Eukaryota, Fungi, Ascomycota, Pichiomycetes, Serinales, Metschnikowiaceae. The record is from RefSeq and is a predicted model, not a curated record. Bases 1 to 1689 code for a protein of 562 amino acids. The transcript has a single exon.
AUGUCUGAAAUCACAUUAGGUAGAUACCUCUUCGAGAGAUUGAACCAGCUUCAAGUCCAGACCAUCUUUGGUCUUCCUGGCGACUUCAACUUGUCUCUUUUGGACAAAAUCUAUGAAGUUGACGGCAUGAGAUGGGCUGGUAACGCCAACGAAUUGAACGCCGCCUACGCUGCUGACGGUUACUCCAGAGUGAAAGGUCUUGCCUGUCUUGUCACCACCUUCGGUGUUGGUGAGUUGUCUGCUUUGAACGGUGUUGGUGGUGCUUACGCCGAGCACGUUGGUUUGUUGCACGUUGUCGGUGUGCCAUCGAUCUCGUCUCAGGCCAAGCAGUUGUUGUUGCACCACACCUUGGGUAACGGUGACUUCACUGUGUUCCACAGAAUGUCCAACAACAUCUCCCAAACCACGGCUUUCAUAUCUGACAUCAACUCUGCUCCUGGUGAAAUUGACAGAUGCAUCAGAGAAGCAUGGGUUCACCAGAGACCUGUCUACGUUGGCUUGCCUGCCAACUUGGUCGACUUGACCGUUCCUGCUUCUUUGUUGGAUACCCCCAUCGACUUGUCCUUGAAGAAAAACGACCCAGAUGCACAGGAAGAGGUCAUCGAGACCGUCUUGGACUUGGUUGACAAAUCCAAGAACCCAAUCAUUUUGGUUGAUGCCUGUGCCUCUAGACACAGCUGCAGAGACGAAGUGCGCCGUUUGGUUGACUCCACCAGCUUCCCUGUGUUCGUCACUCCAAUGGGUAAGUCUGCUGUGAACGAAUCCCACCCAAGAUUCGGUGGUGUCUACGUUGGCUCUCUUUCGGAACCAAACGUCAAGGAGGCUGUCGAGAACGCCGACUUAGUCCUUUCCAUCGGUGCCUUGUUAUCCGAUUUCAACACCGGUUCCUUCUCGUACUCUUACAAGACCAAGAACAUUGUCGAGUUCCACUCUGACUACACCAAGAUCAGACAAGCCACGUUCCCAGGUGUCCAGAUGAAGGAGGCCCUCAAUGUCUUGUUGGAGAAGAUCCCAUCGCACGUUGCCAACUAUAAGCCAUUGCCAGUUCCUCAGAGAAGGGUGAUUCCUAGCCCAGGUGACAAGGCCGCUAUUUCCCAAGAAUGGUUGUGGUCUAGAUUGUCCUCCUGGUUCAGGGAGGGCGAUAUCGUCAUUACAGAGACCGGUACCUCUGCAUUUGGCAUUGUUCAGUCAUACUUCCCAGACAACUGUAUUGGUAUUUCCCAGGUGUUGUGGGGAUCCAUUGGUUUCACGGUUGGUGCUACCUUGGGUGCGGUCAUGGCUGCACAGGAAAUCGACCCUAAGAAGAGAGUCAUUUUGUUUGUCGGUGAUGGUUCCUUGCAGUUGACUGUCCAGGAGAUCUCCACCAUGGUCAAGUGGGAGACCACCCCAUACUUGUUUGUGUUGAAUAACGAUGGUUACACCAUCGAGAGAUUGAUCCACGGCGAGACUGCCACCUACAACGACAUCCAGCCAUGGGACAACUUGGGACUCUUGCCAUUGUUCAAGGCCCGUGAUUAUGAGACCAACCGUGUUGCCACUGUUGGUGAGAUCGAGGCCUUGUUCAACAACUCUGCAUUCAACGAGAACACUAAGAUCAGAAUGGUUGAGGUGAUGUUGCCUAGGAUGGAUGCUCCUCAGAAUUUGGUGAAGCAGGCCGAGUUCUCUUCCAAGACCAACUCUGAGAACUAA